Molecule: messenger RNA, 311 nt
Organism: Lemur catta (Ring-tailed lemur)
Lineage: Eukaryota; Metazoa; Chordata; Mammalia; Primates; Lemuridae
Gene: SMIM42
Product: small integral membrane protein 42
Exons: 1
Coding region: 1-213 (70 amino acids)
Source: RefSeq, a predicted model, not a curated record
AUGUCUUCCCUACAACUUCCAGCCUUCUCAUGGGACAAGGGUACACUUACCACUGCCAUAUCUGACCCUGCUUACCUAAUAAAAGUUCUCUUCUUCUUUGCACUCCUGAUGACUCUAGUCACUCUACUCAUCCUGGUCUGGAAAGUAACCAAAGACAAAGGCAACGAGAACAGAGAGCCAGACCCAAGAAAGGAGGCAACACUGAAGGCAUGAAGACCUACAUCUCUUGGUGGGCAAGCCCCUGAGGUGAAGACCUGGCAGCCCAGGAGGCAGGGCCGUCUCGGAGCUAUCUUAGCACCCAGAGCCUGGGA